AUGGAGAAGGGAGCCGGAGGGAAGUGGGGCAGCGGCUCCUUUAAACGAGUUUCCAUCAAACGCUCGGCAUCCAGUGCCUCCAAUAAGGCCCAGAAAGCGUGGAUCGAGAGGAUCUUUCAGAAGAGAGAAUGUAUUCACAUAUUCCCCAGCAAGGACCCUACAAGAUGUUCGUGUGGUCAGCUGAUAACGCAGCACGUGGUGAUCCCGCUGGGCGCUCUGACCAACAAGCUGUCGGAAGAGAACCAUCAGCUAGUCCAGAUCGACCCGCCCCAGCAGGAGAGGUGGUCUGUGGCCAAAAACACACAGACCUCCCCCACGGAUGCCUUCGGGACCAUCGACUUCCAGGGUGGAGGCCUCAUCAACAAGGCAAUGUACAUCAGAGUGUCCCAUGACUCUAAGCCAGACAAUCUCCUCCAACUGAUGGUGAAAGACUGGCAGCUGGAACUCCCCAACCUGCUCAUCUCCAUUCACGGAGGGCUGCAGAACUUUGACCUGCAGCCCAAACUCAAACAGGUGUUAGGGAAGGGACUCAUCAAGGCUGCAGUCACCACCGGAGCAUGGAUCUUCACUGGUGGAGUCAGCACUGGUGUGAUUCGUCACGUGGGGGAUGCCCUGAAGGACCACUCCUCUAAGUCCAGAGGGAAGGUAUGUGCCAUCGGUAUCGCUCCCUGGGGCAUCAUAGAGAACAAGGAGGACCUCAUCGGUAGAGAUGUAACACGGCCAUACCAGACCAUGUCCAACCCGCUCUCCAAGCUGUCUGUCCUGAACAACAGCCACUCCCACUUCAUCCUGGCCGACAACGGCACUACAGGGAAGUACGGAGCGGAGGUGAAGCUACGCCGCCAGCUGGAAAAACACAUCUCACUGCAGAAGAUCAACACACGCCUUGGCCAGGGGGUCCCGUUGGUGUGUCUGAUAGUAGAGGGAGGUCCUAAUGUCAUCUCCAUCACCCUGGAGAGUCUGAAGGAGGAACCUCCCGUCCCCGUGGUGGUCUGUGAUGGCAGCGGGAGGGCAUCGGACAUCAUGUCCUUCGCUCACAAAUACUGCGAGGAGGGAGGUCUGAUAACUGACGACGUGAGGGACCAGCUACUGGUGACCAUACAGAAGACCUUCAACUAUAGUAAGAGCCAAUCACAGCAGAUCCUGCUCAUGGUCAUGGAGUGCAUGAAGAAGAAGGAGCUGAUAACAGUGUUUCGAAUGGGUUCUGAAGGACAGCAAGAUAUUGAAAUGGCCAUUCUGACUGCUUUAUUAAAAGGAACCAACGCCUCUGCGCCGGACCAGCUGAGUCUAGCUCUGGCCUGGAACAGAGUGGACAUAGCACGCAACCAGAUCUUUGUCUACGGUCACCAUCUACCACCUGCCAGUGCCCUAGCUAACAGCAGUGGUACCGUAGCCACUACCACAGAGAGGCCGAAGAGUCCAGCCGCUGCCCCCAGGAACAAGGCCAAGGCCCGGGGGAAAAAGGGGAAGGGAGGGAAGGCCAAGCCUGAACCACCAGAGGAGACUGACCCUAGGAAGAUAGAACUAAUGCGAUGGGUGAACUCUCUGGAGCAGGCCAUGAUGGAUGCCUUGGUGCUGGACAGGGUGGACUUUGUCAAGCUGCUGAUAGAGAACGGCGUCAACAUCCACCACUUCCUCACCAUUCCUCGCCUGGAGGAGCUGUACAACACGAGACUGGGUCCUGCUAACACGUUGCAUGUUGUGGUGAGAGAUGUCAAGAAGGGCAACCUCCCGCCAGACUACCAGAUCACUCUGAUUGACAUUGGUCUGGUGAUGGAGUACCUGAUGGGUGGGGCUUACCGCUGUAACUACACCAGGAAGAACUUCAGGGCGCUUUACAACAACCUCUACGGGCUGAAGAGGCCAAAAGCCUUGAAGAUGCUGGGGCUGGAGGAUGACGAACCGAGGGGAAAGAAGAAGAAAGGGAAGAAGAAGAAAGAGGAGGAGGUAGAGAUAGAUGUGGACGACCCUGAGGUCUGUCGCUUCACCUACCCCUUCCACGAGCUGAUGGUGUGGGCCGUUCUCAUGAAGCGCCAGAAGAUGGCGCUGUUUCUGUGGCAACGUGGGGAGGAGGCCAUGGCCAAGGCUCUGGUGGCCUGUAAGCUAUACACAGCCAUGGCUAAAGAGUCAUCUGAACUGGUGGACGAUAUCGCCCAGGACCUGGACAACAACUCCAAGGAGUUUGGCCAGCUUGCCUACGAGCUCCUGGACCAGUCCUAUAAGCACGAUGAACAGGUGGCCAUGAAGCUGCUGACGUAUGAGCUGACCAACUGGAGCAACUCUACCUGUCUGAAGCUGGCCGUGGCCGCCAAGCACAGAGACUUCAUCGCCCACACCUGCAGUCAGAUGCUGCUGACCGACAUGUGGAUGGGAAAUCUGAGAAUGGGGAAGAACCCUGGGCUUAAGGUGAUUCUGGGCAUCAUAUUCCCUCCAUCAAUUCUGCUGCUGGUGGACUUCAAAGGAGAAGACCAGUCCUACACAGCUGACUCUGAAGAAGGGAAAGACAAGGACGAUGACGCUGGCAAGGAUGACGUUGUGUCAAGGAAGGGGGAUGAAGAGGAGGGCAGCAGUAAUGUCAGGAGGAAGCCCAUUGGACGGAGGAUCUAUGAGUUCUAUGAUGCCCCGUUCACCAAGUUCUGGUUCAACACCAUCUCCUACCUGGGCUACCUGAUGCUGUAUAACUACAUAAUCCUGGUGAAGAUGGAGCGAUGGCCGUCCAUCCAGGAGUGGACCGUCAUUGCCUACAUCCUAACGCUCGGCUUCGAGAAAGUCAGACAGAUCCUAAUGUCAGAGCCUGGGAAGCUGAAGCAGAAGAUCAACGUAUGGCUGCAAGAGGUCUGGAACAUCACUGACCUGGCAGCCAUCUCCACCUUCCUGGUUGGCCUUCUGCUGAGGCUGCAGAACGAACCCCUCCUGGGCAUCGGACGUGUCAUCUACUGCAUAGACAUCAUCUUCUGGUACAUCAGGGUGCUCGACAUCUUCGGGGUCAACAAGUACCUGGGACCCUAUGUCAUGAUGAUUGGGAAAAUGAUGAUCGACAUGCUGUACUUCGUGAUAAUCAUGUUGGUGGUGUUGAUGAGUUUCGGGGUGUCGCGGCAGGCCAUCUUGCACCCUGAUGAGGAGCCAACAUGGCGUUUGGCCAGGAACAUCUUCUACAUGCCCUACUGGAUGAUCUAUGGAGAGGUGUUUGCUGACUCGAUCGACCUCUAUGCAAUGGAAAUCAACCCGCCGUGUGGUGAGAACCUGUACGAUGAGGAUGGUAAGAAGCUGCCUCCGUGUAUCCCUGGAGCCUGGCUGACCCCGGCCAUCAUGGCCUGUUAUUUACUGGUGGCCAACAUCCUGCUGGUCAACCUGUUGAUUGCUGUCUUCAACAACACUUUUAUGGAGGUGAAGGCCAUCUCCAACCAGAUCUGGAAGUUCCAGAGAUAUCAGCUGAUUAUGAUCUUCCAUGACCGUCCAAUCCUCCCUCCGCCCCUCAUCGUGUUCAGUCACCUCUACCUCCUGUUCAGAAGCUUUCGCUGCACCAAGAAGAAUGAUGGAGAUCUGAAUGAGAAGGACAGAGGACUCAAGCUACGGCUAAACCCUGAGGAGCUGAAGGCUCUAUUUGAGUUUGAGGAGCAGUGUGUGGAGGAAUACUUCAGAGAGAAGGAAGACGAGCACCAUUCAUCCAGUGACCAGAGGAUCAAGGUCACAUCAGAACGGGUGGAGAACAUGUCCAUGCGUCUGGAGGAGGUGAAUGAGCGGGAGAACACCAUGAAGGCGUCCCUGCAGACGGUGGACCUUCGCCUGGCUCAGCUGGAAGACAUCCACAGCCGCAUGAUGAACGCCCUAGAGAAGCUGGCUGGGGUCGACCAUUCAGAGCUUAAACGCUCCCACUCCACACACUCCUCCUACUGCGACCCGUCCUCCCUGCUCCGAGCCAGCUCCAUCAACAGCGCUGACGGGUACAGCAUGUACCGCUUCCAGAUGGACGUGGAGGAGGCUGAGAGGAAAGCCCAGCUUGGCACUGAGAGGCAGGGCAGUGUACGGUCUCGCCUAGGGUCUGAGAGGCAGGGCAGUGUGCUGUCUCGUCUAGGGUCUGAAAGACAGGGCAGCGUACUGUCUCGUCUAGGGUCUGACAGACAGGGCAGUGUCAGCAGAACAUCCAACCUGUCUGUAGGUCCGGAGAGACAGGGCAGUCUACAGAAAUUGUCUAGCGCAUCUACCCUGACUGUAGGCCGGGAGCGACAUGGCAGCCUACAAACCAGAGUUUCCAAGGACUACGGCCAGCCAUUAGACAUGGACAGAGCAGACAGGACACGGCCCAGCUCCUAUGUGGACAUCCUGAUCUCCCCAUGUGAACAAAGGGCUGAAGGGGAGACAGAUGGAGGAGAAAACAAGUCUGACAUACCUAAAGACAAAGUACCAGACCCCACAGAUCCACUGGAUGCUGCAUUAGCUAAAGCAGGUCUACCAAGAGAGAAGACCAAGCUGGAGAAGUCUAGAUCUGUUAAAUGCUAUCCCAGCAACCCUGUGGAUCACUGCAUUACCACUAGAAGCAGGGCUAAGAGCACUAUCCUCUACGACCAAACUGCUGCCAAUUGCGAGGCCCUCUGGGUUGCAGACUACAAUACUAAACAGGAAUCCCCAGACAGUAGAGAUCCUCUGGAUAGUGCAUUAGCUAAAGAAGGUCUGCCAAGAGAGAAGUCCAAGCUGGUGGCAACCAUGUCCUCCCCAUUGGCGAAGUUUAUCCAUCCUAUCCCAUACUACCACACCACACCUCCGUUUACCCCUCGAUCCACUAGGACCAGGGCUAAAAGCAACAUCUCCCCAACCACCGCAGGGGAUGAGAGUGAGGCCCUCUGGGCUGCAGACUACAGAUCUGUGAUAGACCAGGUAUCCGAUGCUCCAGGCCAGUUGCCAGCCUGCUGGGAGUACAAGGUCCACCACAUCCACAUCGGACAACAGCCCAAGGUCUCUGUGGUCAGGCCUCAUGGCCAGCUACCUGACACACAGAGAUUCUCUGAACCUGAGCCUGAAAAACUGGAGUCUAACAUGGUUCCUCUGAUUCCACCAGCUGUAGAGACUGAACUACUUAAACAGCAUUCUGACAUGGUUCAACAAGAUGCUUUGCUGGUUCCACCAGAGGCUUUGCUGGUUCCUCCAGACAUUAAGUUGUCACCUCCUCCUCCGACUGAGCUGGAUCCUUCAGAGACUGAGUUGGUUCCACGAGUUCUUCCACUGGGUCCUCCAACUAUAGCAACAUACCUGGUUCUUCCAACCAUAAAAACACACCUGGUACCUCAAACCAUAGAGAGGGAACUAGUUAUUCCAGCUAUAGAGACUGAACUAGUUGUUCCAGCUAUAGAUACUGCACUAGUUAUUCCAGCUACAGAGACUGAACAAGAUGGUCCAACCACAUACACUGGAUUCAUUAUUCCAACCAUAGAGAGUGAGCUACUUAUUCCAACCAUAGAGAGUGAGCUACUUAUUCCAUCUAUAGAGAGUGAAUUACUUAUUCCGUCUAUGGAGAGUGAACUACUUAUUCCAUCUAUAGAGACUGAACUAUGUAUUCCAAUCAUAGAGACUGAACUAUGUAUUCCAACCAUAGAGACUGAACAACUUUUUCCGACCAUAGAGACUGAACUACAAAUUCCAAACAAAGAGACUGAACUUCUUAUUCGACCCCACCCAGGUAUGGCAGGCUACUGGCCCAGUCAAGGCUACCUGCUGAUGGCUGAGAAGAAGAGGAUGUUCUCCCUAAGGUCUAAGGGCUGGAACGCCAGCAACCGGAGGAAGAGCCUGGGAUAGAGCAUAGAGAAACCAAGAGCCACUAGCAGUGACAAAGACCACUGUCAAACACUCCAGGAUCAUCCACCAUUGGACCACUGUCAAAAACUCCAGAACCAUCCACCACUGGACCACUGUCAAAUACUCCAGAACCAUCUACCACUGGACCACUGUCAAAUACUCCAGAACCAUCCACCACUGGACCACUGUCAAAUACUCCAGAACCAUCCACCACUGGACCACUGUCAAAUACUCCAGAACCAUCUACCACUGGACCACUGUCAAAUACUCCAGAACCAUUCACCACUGGACCACUGUCAAAUACUCCAGAAUCAUCCAGCACUGGACCACUGUCAAAUACUCCAGAACCAUCCACCACUGGACCACUGUCAAAUACUCCAGAAUCAUCCACCACUGGACCACUGUCAAAUACUCCAGAAUCAUCCAGCACUGGACCACUGUCAAAUACUCCAGAACCAUUCACCACUGGACCACUGUCAAAUACUCCAGAACCAUCCACCACUGGACCACUGUCAAAUACUCCAGAAUCAUCCACCACUGGACCACUGUCAAAUACUCCAGAAUCAUCCACAACUGGACCACUGUCUAAUACUCCAGAAUCAUCCAGCACUCCGGCUGAACACUUGUUGUCCCGGUCAAAUGUAAACUGUCCUACAACAAUAAUACUUUUUUCACUAAUCAACCUCCCAGAAUAAAUGAUUUUCCCUAUAUAGUAUUGUGGGGAUUAAAAAUAAAAACUACAUCAUUGUAAUACCUACAAAAUUAGAAUAAAAUAAAUAAUCUAUUGCCAUUUAGUCCACUUCCUUUGUGAAGCUGCAUUCACAUCACCACACUCUGAACUGCUUGCCUUAUGACUGGUACUAGCUAUCAUCCUCUACCUGAGCAUUAAAACACAACCAUUUAACUGACUGUUACCUGGAAAUAUUGUUACCAAACCAGUUAGUCAGACUACUGAAAACCCUUCACUAUGUCUGGGCUCCUAGACCUACCAACCAGCUCCAGACAGGACAGGUGUUGUCUGUGUACCACGAGGCAGGUAGCUCACCUUCUCCAGGUUCUGACCUCUGACCUUUGUCAUCUGGGUCGAGCAAUUCCAGUGUUUGGUCAUUCAAUUGUUUGUAUGUCUCGUGCUACCAAGUAUAGGCCUAUAUGUUACAGGCACCAGGAAUGUGGCUUGAAAUUAAUUGACAGGAAAGCAUGAUCAUGUUUGGAUUGUUUUACUGCAUCAGCUUCAGGAGUUGUCAAUACAGUGUAAUUUCAUUGUAUUCAAUACUUCAUAAAACAAUUAACAAAGCAGCUAGCUGACUACAUAGACAGACUGAAACACAGAUAGGUUAGCUAUCCAUAAACAACUGGUAUCUAGCAAAACCAAUAGCUAAAUGUAGAUACAAACUAUGCAAAAUAGCACUUAGAUAGUUUGACAAAACAUUAUACGGGCUAUAAAACGAAAGACCAGCUGUUACAUAUAAGCUUCUUCUGCUAUGGUAUUAUGGCGGUCUGGAAACAAACGCUGCCACCAACUGGACGGGAUGAAUAAAUUCACAAAUGGAAAGUCAAUUCCAUUACAGGAAGGGGCAAAAAAUUACAUGAAUUAAAAAAAUAUAUACAGUAUAUAUACUGUAUAUAAUACAAAUUAUCACAUAAAAAUCUUCCCACUCCUUCAGUCAUCAGAUAUUUGUGACUCGUUUCAGGAAACUAGGCAAGUCACGACUUCACAGGAGAGCCAUUUUUACUUUUUAUUUUUUAUAUUUUUU
Messenger RNA from Oncorhynchus mykiss (rainbow trout), 7544 nucleotides. Lineage: Eukaryota; Metazoa; Chordata; Actinopteri; Salmoniformes; Salmonidae. The record is from RefSeq and is a predicted model, not a curated record.